AAGCAUUCGGGAAGUAGGCGAUUGGGCGAAACGUUACAAACAGUGAAGUGAAGUAGGCGACAAUAAAAAGGAGACACUAAAGAAUCCGAAAAUGCAACCUCCUCCCAGAAAGGUGAAGGAGACCCAGCAGGUGAAGGUGGCCUUUGCAGAGCAGGUGGGGCGUCUGCAGAGCAAACAGCAGCAGGAGGUAGAACUCCUGGAGGACAUCAGGUCCUUCAGUAAACAGCGUGCUGCCAUAGAACAAGAUUACAGUCAGGCUCUCCAGAGGCUGGCCAUACAGUUCCAGAGGAAAGACUGGCAAAGAGGCAAGGGAGACUCUUUGAACUCUGGGAGUGUGUUUGCUGUGUGGAGGUCUCUGAUUGAGGCCACGGCACAGAGUGGAGCGUGUCGUCUCACGGCGGCCGACGGAUAUCGCUCACUCACUGCCAACGCUCUGAAGAGCCUGAGGGCAGCCAAGGAGCUGAAGGCCAAGAGGGGUCUAGAGCAGCUGCAGAGGGUACAGGGUGAGGUGGUGGAUGCACUACGGGAGCUCCACAAAGUCAAGAAGAGAUACUACCAGAUGAGUCACAUGGCUAACGUGGCCAGGGAGAAAGCUGCUGAUGCACAGGCCAAAUUCAAGAAGAGUGACCAUGGAAUUUUCCAUUUUAGGACAGGCUUGCAGAAAAUGAGUUCAAAGCUGAAUACCAGGCUGAGGGAGUGUGACCAGAGACUGACAGAGGUGCGUAAUGAGUACCUUCUGACGCUGUCUGCCAUCAACUCCCAUCACCAGUACUACUACACUGCAGAGCUGCCUGCCAUCAUGAGGAGACUGGACAGUGACCUGUAUGAGCGAAUCCGAGAACACUUCACCCUCCUGUGCUGCACAGAGAUCGACACCUGCCAGUCCACGCAUAGUAACUUUAGCAAGAUCUGCGAGAACUCCACCAAGGUGUCUAGAGAACGGAACAUCCAGAUCUUCCUCCAGGAGUCCCCGGUCUUCACCAGAACAGCCGGCUUUCACUUCCAGGUUGCCCCUGAAGACAAGGUGUGCAUUCUGAAGCAACAGAGCUCCAGUGCUGAGGGGGAGAGCUGUUUGGACAAGGAGGCCCGCAAGUGGUCCGCUAAGGCUGCCAAAGACUACAAGAUCAUCACUCACGGAGAGAGGGCCCUGCAGAUGCUGGACAGGCGUUUCAAACUGCUUUCAGGAGACACAGGAGUCAAUGUGGAACAGAAGAUGGUGGAGGUGAAGGAGAGUGUGAGGAAAUCCCAGGUGAGUCGGGUGAAGGCGGAGUCCAGGCUGGCACUGCUGGCGUCGGCGGGGGUGGAUGUGGAGCCAUGGUUGAGCAGUGCCAUGACCCAGGCAGACGAGGAGCUGGAAAGGGACAGGAGGCUGAGCGAGGCACGCAUGUCCAACGGAGACAUCUCAGAGGACGAGUUUGAGUUCACAGACUUCGACGACUACGAUGAAGAUGGUGACACUUUCAUCGAUUCAACUUCCUGCUCAGUGCCGUGUGGAUACCCCUUGGCUUGCAGGGUUCUCUACAGCUAUCAGGCCUGCCAAGGAGAUGAGCUGUCAAUCACAGAGGGGGAAGAGCUUCAGGUGAUAGAGGAUGGAGACAUGGAGGACUGGCUGAAGGCCCGUAAUGCAGCAGGCCAGGUUGGCUAUGUCCCUGAGAGGUACCUGCAGUUCCUGUGGUCACCAGGAGAGGGCUCCUCUGUCUGCCUGGCGCAGGGCUUCCCUGGUCCCCAGCUGGACUGGUCCUUCAACAGCUCCAGCUCCUCAUCAGAACACUCCAAGAGGCAGCAGGGCCGCUCACCUCACUCUGGGGGUCUUGCGCGGGCUCUGUAUGAGUACCAGGGCCAGGGUCCAGAGGAGCUGUCCUUCCCAGAAGGGGCGGUCAUCAGGCUGUUGCACUGCCGCCAGGGAGAGGUGGACGACGGCUUCUGGGAGGGAGAGCUGGACGGACGCAUGGGGGUCUUUCCUUCUCUGGUGGUGGAGCUGCUGGGAGAUGGGGAGGAAGAGGAAGAGGAGGAAGAGGAGGAGGAGGAGAGCCUUCCAACCCCUACUCUUCCUCCAUUCUCUCCACCCAUCCCUAUCUCUGGAACACCUUGCAGUCUCCUCUGCUCCUCAUCUGGCCAUAAGUCCUGGUCUAUAAACAGUACGCCCCCUAAGGACCCGGAGGACAGGUUGCAGGCUUCUUUCUCACUGAAAACACAGAGCCUGUCAGACAGCAGGGCAGAGAGUGGAGGCAGCACACACAGCUCCCCUGACCUCUCAGCCAGGAUUCAACCGACAAGGGCUCCCCCUCUUCCCCCGACUCAGAGACACUCCCACAUGCCCUGAGGAAGCAUGUGUGGGGGAGUCUUCAGAAGAGACAGAGUGGACACCACAGGAGAUUCUUGUGCCUUCACUGAAAGGAUUAAACACACCAUCACAGGGACGUACAGUACAUAGCUACCAGGUGAGCUCUGUCUCUACUUGACAGGCUACACUAUUAAUGAAAGUCAGUAUUCUUGUAUAGUUUAUGUGAUAAUAUGUCAAAAACAUGGCUUCAUCUGUCUCAGAGCUUCAGGGACAUCAUUCACCAGUUUUCAGAAGUAUUACACUAUCUUUUAGGAACUGAUGUUUAUAAUUUGCGUAUGAUAAGAUAUAGGGUUAUUUGAGAUCCUGUAGAAAAGUGCAGUAUUGUGGUUCAAAUAAACUUGUGCCUGAUGUUUUUACCUUGCAUUAUAAUGUACUGUAUUAAUUCUACAGUAGUAAACCAUAUUCUACAUUUCAUGUUCUAUUUCCAUGAGAACCAGAAUCAAACAUGGACACUGAGAUGUAUUAAACAAUCUUCCUGUUGUGUUUGUGCUUGUUAAUAUCUUACUUAUGAAUUACAGGAUGGUUGACGUAUCAGAAAGGAAUGUUCGAACAAUACCAAAUUGUUUUAAGUCCACCGCAACAAUUAGUCAUAUGAACACAAAGGUCAAAUGCAUAGCUUUAAUAUAUACUUAGUCUGAUUCCUUAAGAAUUGUUCAUUGUACAGCUACAUUUUCACAUUUGAUUAAUAGUAUGCAUAUAGUAUACAUAUGUUUUCCUCAUGAGUUAUUUCCAGCUUCUGUCAAUGAAGACACAUGCAAUAUAUGAUUCUAAGGCCAUUACAAACACAUGUAUAUAUAGUUUACACUCAGUGGACACAGUGUAAGACUAAGGAGUUAGAUCAUUGCUGUGAACAGAUAAUGCACGUAGCAGCCAUGACCAGCAGAGGAGACCACAUCCUGGUAACACAAACAGGAAACACCUUCGACUUCACAAAAAUAAUACUUUGAAUGGUGUGCUUUUGUUUGCCAGUUCAUUUGAAAACAUGAAAUCUUCAUUGAAAUCAGUCAUAUUCUGUGCUUAGCAGAGCUAUAACCAGAUAUACUAGCGUUCACAUGUGUAGUUACAGUACUGUUCGCUGGUGAAACAUUUAUGACUGUGACAUACAAUCAGAUAUAUACAGUAGUAAGCUUUUCAUUUCUUGACCGUUUCACAUCUCUGAUGUAUAUUAAAGUAAACAUGUCUAAUGCAUAUAAACGCC
Messenger RNA from Coregonus clupeaformis (lake whitefish), 3542 nucleotides. Its product is annotated as F-BAR and double SH3 domains protein 1-like. NCBI's taxonomy places the organism in Eukaryota, Metazoa, Chordata, Actinopteri, Salmoniformes, Salmonidae. The record is from RefSeq and is a predicted model, not a curated record. The transcript has 19 exons. Gene Ontology annotation, cellular component: recycling endosome; neuromuscular junction. Gene Ontology annotation, biological process: regulation of actin filament polymerization; neuromuscular synaptic transmission. The coding region runs from base 92 to 2323 and encodes 743 amino acids. Gene Ontology annotation, molecular function: protein binding.